Messenger RNA from Bradysia coprophila, 1669 nucleotides. RefSeq names its product mitochondrial enolase superfamily member 1-like. Gene Ontology annotation, molecular function: magnesium ion binding; L-fuconate dehydratase activity. Gene Ontology annotation, biological process: carbohydrate catabolic process; amino acid catabolic process. NCBI's taxonomy places the organism in Eukaryota, Metazoa, Arthropoda, Insecta, Diptera, Sciaridae. The record is from RefSeq and is a predicted model, not a curated record.
UUUUUUCUCGAUUAACAGAUAACCACUCGGCACAAGUCAUUUCAGCUAACAGCGAAGUUUACCAAGUUUUCUAAUCUUAAAAUUUUACUCUGAUAAUGUAACAGAAUCUGCCUUUAUAAUCGUCACUAAAUAAAAUUCAGCAAAGUCAAUAAUUUGUGCUCAGUGAUCGCGAGUGCUUUCUGUUGUCAUCAGUUAAUUUGUUCAUAAUUAUUCGUGCUUAAUUUCGGCUAUUUGUGAUACAAUGUCUCCGAAUUCAAAUAUUAAAGGUGAUGACUUAGUCAUAACUUCCAUUACCGCAAAGGACAUGCGAUGGCCUACCUCUUUGGGUGGACAUGGAUCCGAUGCUAUGCACACAGAUCCAGACUACUCCUGUGUGUACGUAACAAUAACGACGGAACGCGGUAUUUAUGGCAAUGGAUUGACAUUCACUUUGGGUAGAGGAACGGAUAUUGUCGCAAUGACCGUAAAGGCAUUGUCUUACUUGGUCAAAGGCCGUAAUGCUGGGGAUAUUUUCUUGAGUUUCGGUCAAUUUUGGCGUGAACUUACAUCGGAAUCACAAUUACGUUGGAUUGGCCCGGAGAAAGGCGUUACUCAUUUGGCUGUCGCUGCAAUCAUCAAUGCAUUGUGGGAUUUAUGGGCAAAGUUAGAAGGCAAACCAGUCUGGAAAUUGUUGACUGAUAUGGACCCAGAGUUACUCGUAUCAACAAUUGAUUUCCGUUACAUAACUGAUGUUGUGACGCCAGCUGAAGCAGUCGAAUUUCUCAGACAAAACGCUGCCGGUAAAGAGAAACGCGAAAAGGAACUAUUAGAAGUUGGUUAUCCUUGUUACACCACACAAGUUGGUUGGAUCGGAUACACUGAUGACUACAUUCGCGAAAAAUGCAAGGAAUACAUUGCAAAGGGAUUCACUGCGUUCAAAAUCAAAGUGGGUCGUGACAUAAACAGCGAUAUUAAGCGUUGCAAAAUCUUGCGGGAAGAAAUUGGAUGGACCAACAAGCUGAUGGUCGACGCAAAUCAAAUCUGGGAUGUAAAUGAAGCUAUUGAAUGGAUGGAAAAACUUGCCGAAUUUAAGCCGUUGUGGAUCGAAGAACCUACAUCGCCUGAUGAUGUUCUUGGUCAUGCCACCAUAUCCAAAGCUCUCAGCCCUUAUGGAAUCUCUGUGGCUACUGGAGAGAUGUGCGCUAAUCGAGUGAUGUUCAAACAAUUCCUCCAAGCGAAUGCUCUGCAGUAUUGUCAAAUUGAUUCGUGCAGAAUUGGAGGUGUCAAUGAAAUUCUAUCGGUUUAUUUCAUGGCUAAGAAAUUGAACGUGAAAGUGGUACCGCAUGCGGGCGGUGUUGGUCUCUGCGAAAUGGUUCAUCAUUUACAAAUGUGGGACUACACAUCACUUUCAGCCACCAAGGAAGACAGAUAUGUGGAAUACGUCGACCAGCAGCAUGAGCAAUUUAUCAAUCCGGUCGUUGUGACAAAUGCUCACUACGUAGCUUUGACGGCACCCGGAUACAGUACGGAAUUGAAACCGGAAGCUAUUGAGCAAUACGAAUUUCCCAAUGGUUCCGAAUGGCAGCGGAUGUUUGAUGAAGGCAUUUUUAAGAGAAGAGAAUAGAUAAUUGAAAUGUUGUAGCUCGUGAGGGGUUCGUUAAUUUAGAAAUAAAAUUUUAAAUCUGAAAAU